AUGUCCUACAAGAGGUCACGCGCAACUUUCGAGGCCGAUCUUACUGCUCAACAAUCACCCUACGUUUUCUUCGGCACACCUCUUCCGCCCCGCGACCCCGAAGUUCGCGACGAUGGCUCAUACGUACCGAUAUGGAAGCAGGAGGUGAGGGAUGAGAGAGGGAGGAAACGACUACACGGCGCAUUCACAGGAGGCUUCAGUGCAGGCUACUUCAACACCGUCGGCUCCAAAGAAGGAUGGACACCCUCGAGAUUUGUCUCGUCACGCACGAACCGUCACAAAGAUGCCGCGAAACCAGCCCAGCAACGGCCGGAGGACUUCAUGGAUGAGGAGGAUCUUGCCGACGCCGAAGAAUCCAAGAAAAUCCAGACGAAUGCCGCCUUCGCCGGGCUAGGCUCGACCGCGAACGAUGCCACACGAGCGAGCGGCCUUAUGGGCCUCUUUCGCACCCAGGGCGAAACUAUGGGUGUGAAACUACUCAAGAAGAUGGGCUGGAGGGAAGGGCAAGGCAUUGGCCCCAAGGUGCGAAGGAAAGCGCGACUUGAGCUACAGAACGAUGCGACUGCCCAAGGGGAAACUUUUCUUUUUGCGCCGGAAAACGUACCCAUGAUUGCGUUUGUCAAGAAGACGGAUAAGAAGGGGCUGGGAUACGCGGGAGAGAGCAGACUGACGCCGAUCGGCCUGUCGGGGUCAAAGAAAAGCAGUCACGGUGACACGGACGAUGAAGACGAAGACGACUAUGGCACAUUAGGACGACCGAAACUCACAAUAGGCGGGGCCCGGAAAAAGGAAACCAGCAAGGUUCGAGGAGGUAUAGGGAUAGGUAUCCUGAACGAUACCGGUUCAGACGACGAAGAUCCAUACGAAGUCGGCCCCAAAAUAUCCUACAACAGAGUAAUAGGCGGAGACAAGAAGAAAAAGAAGGCCACGAUAGCGGCGAAUCCGACGUUACAAGCAAAACCAAAGUUCAUCACCAAGAAAGCAGCAUCAUCGAUAUUAGGUAAAGUAGGCUUAGGAGUCCGCAAGUGCCACGACGGGCGCCUGCCCCUAGACGGCUUCGUCUUCGGCAAGGAAGCCGACGCCCUCACAACCGAAAUCAACUGCGAAGGAAAAUACCCACCUCCCCAGAUCCCUCCAGGGUGGGUAUCAUCCAAGACGCCCAGAACGGAACCCGGCGGCGGGUCUCCAGGAAAUGCAAACUACCUCUCAACGGCCGACGUAGCCAAAGCCUCAACCCUCGACCCUAAAGCCCGCGCUGCCCUCCUCGGCGAGAAACAGCUCCCCGGAAAAUCCGUCUUUGACUUCAUCUCCCCCGCCUCUCGCGACCGUAUCGUCACCGUUACAGGCCGCGCCGACCUACCCCAAGCUCUGGGCGAAGUUCCCGCCGCCUACGCCCGCAGCGAAGCUGAAAAGCAGCAAGAACUGCUCGACCGCAUCCCUAAACUCGACAAGGAAACUGCCAUAGCCGCCAUUUCGCGCGGCGUAGGCGGUGGUGCGCCCUACUCUGAAGACGAAGAGAAACGCGCUCGGUACAGAGGUUACCUGGAGUUCCAAGCGGGCUUUCGACCGCAGUUACCGUCGAAACCGAAGAAGUUGACGGACGAGGAGUGGCUAAGGGAGUUUCACGAGUUCUUCAAUUGUGCAAGGAUCUUUAAGCCUAUGACUGGGUUUAUGGCUAGUCGGUUUACCACAAGUUCGUCAACCAAAGCUGCUACGUUAAAUACUGGGGAAGCUAAGGACCUGAUGAGCAAGCCGCCGCCAAAACCGGAAGACCCAGCUGAAGAGGCAGCAAGGCUGGGUAUGUUUGGCACCAUGACCAGGUCUACGACGGACUUUUAUCCUACGAGGCUGUUGUGUAAGCGCUUUGGAGUCAAGCCGCCGGCACAUGUCUUGCCUGAUAAUUACGAUGCGACUACUAGUAGUGAGAAGAAGAAAGAUGAUGUGUGGUCACAAUUUCAGUCGUAUGGGUAUCAAGGCGGUGGUGGACCUGGUUCUAUGGAGAGGGAGUUGUUGGGUUUGGAAUUUGGGAGCACUGGUGGCGGUGGAGGAGGAGGAGGAGGAGGAGCAGAAGGAGGGAGUACAGCCAUGGCUGAUCUUGAAAGAGGAGGACAAACAGAGAAACCUGCGGCUGCGCCUGUUCUUGAUACGUCGAGGAAUGAGGCGUUGGAAGGGAAGAGGCCGGGUGAUGAAGUUUUCAAGGCCAUUUUUGGGGAUAGUGAUGAUGAGUAA
Messenger RNA from Sordaria macrospora k-hell, 2229 nucleotides. RefSeq lists its product as uncharacterized. Gene Ontology annotation, molecular function: RNA binding. The record is from RefSeq and is a predicted model, not a curated record. Gene Ontology annotation, cellular component: nucleus. Gene Ontology annotation, biological process: mRNA processing. Lineage: Eukaryota; Fungi; Ascomycota; Sordariomycetes; Sordariales; Sordariaceae.